AUGCAGCCCACUCGUAGAGAUUUGUCGAAAGACUCUCAAAGAAGACGAGGCGGAUUCAAUAUAGGUCCAGCUUCGACGAAAAAACGUUUGGAUACAAGGCCAGGUCUUGAGCCACUAAGGGAUGGCGACGACGUUAACCUAGCCUCGGAAUCGGAAGAUUUCGGUGGAGCUAAUGCUAAUAAAGGUGCGCAGCGGUCAAGAAUGAGUAAAGAAUCCACUACAAAAACAUCAAGUGGUAGCCGGGAAGGAGGCGGUCAGGGAUGCAUUCUUUGUGCCAUAUGCGUGCUAAUUAUCUUGUUGAUGCUCACAUCGACAGCAACAGUAAUAGUUGUUUUACAUUGGAGCGGCACGAUCAAGUGGAUUCCGCCGCUGUAUGAUCUACUCUAUGAAUGA
Molecule: messenger RNA, 393 nt
Organism: Ostertagia ostertagi
Lineage: Eukaryota; Metazoa; Nematoda; Chromadorea; Rhabditida; Trichostrongylidae
Source: the annotation of a GenBank genome assembly